Messenger RNA from Nymphaea colorata (pocket water lily), 2745 nucleotides. RefSeq names its product auxin efflux carrier component 4-like. Bases 25 to 2172 code for a protein of 715 amino acids. NCBI's taxonomy places the organism in Eukaryota, Viridiplantae, Streptophyta, Magnoliopsida, Nymphaeales, Nymphaeaceae. Gene Ontology annotation, cellular component: plasma membrane; endoplasmic reticulum. The record is from RefSeq and is a predicted model, not a curated record. Gene Ontology annotation, molecular function: auxin efflux transmembrane transporter activity. Gene Ontology annotation, biological process: auxin export across the plasma membrane; auxin polar transport. The transcript has 6 exons.
ACUUCAAAGGUGUUACAUAUAUAUAUGUAUAUAUAUAGACAGGCAGACAAAGAGCACCCUCUCUACUCCUCCUGUUACUCUCUCUCUUCCACUGUGCCCAGUAUUGUCGCCCUCUUUCUCGAUUUCUUCCUUUGGCAGGUGAUUUGGAAGCGAGGAAGGAGGGGAAAGUUGAAGAUGAUCACGUGGAGAGAUCUGUACACGGUGCUGACGGCGGUGGUGCCGCUGUACGUGGCGAUGAUCCUGGCCUACGGCUCGGUGAGGUGGUGGAAGAUCUUCUCGCCGGAUCAGUGCUCCGGCAUCAACCGCUUCGUCGCCGUCUUUGCAGUGCCGCUGCUCUCCUUCCACUUCAUCUCCACUAACAACCCCUACGCCAUGAACCUGCGAUUCAUCGCCGCCGACACCCUGCAGAAAACCAUCAUCCUUGCCUUCCUCGCCCUCUGGUCCAAUCUCUCUGCACGCGGCAACAUAGACUGGUCCAUCACCAUCUUCUCCCUCUCCACGCUCCCCAACACCCUGGUGAUGGGCAUCCCCCUCCUGAUCGCCAUGUACGGCGAGUACUCCGGCAGCCUCAUGGUCCAGAUCGUCGUCCUCCAGUGCAUCAUCUGGUACACCAUCCUCCUUUUCCUCUUCGAGUAUCGGGGCGCCAAAAUUCUGAUCAUGGAACAGUUCCCGGAGACCGCGGCCUCCAUCGUCUCCUUCAAGGUCGACUCCGACGUCGUCUCGCUUGAUGGCCGGGAGUUCCUGCAGACGGAGGCCGAGGUCGGCGACGACGGCAAGCUUCACGUCACAGUUCGGAAGUCGACGUCGUCGCGGUCGGUCGUGCUCUCGCCUUCCCGUCGGUCCAUGGGCUUCUCCACGUUCACUCCGCGGCCAUCGAACCUCACCGGCGCCGAGAUCUACAGCCUGCACUCCACUCCCCGUGGCUCCAGCUUCAACCCUGCUGAUUUGUACUCCGGCAUGGGGGGCGGCGGUGGGGGUAGUGCACAUCCCCGCUACUCCAAUUUCGGCCAGGCGGAGAUGUACUCGCUGCCCACUCCGCGGCCGUCGAACUUCGACGAGCAGCACGGCCUGAAUCCCUCAAACCUUGGCUUCCCAGGCGCCGCCGGAAACCACUACGGCCACGCAGGGAAAGGCUUCUCUUCCUUCCCGCCAGACGCCUUAGGCCAUACCAACAAUAAUUUUCCCUCCAUUUCCGGCGCAAUUGCGGAUAAUUCGGGGUCGUCCGGGAAGGUUCAGAAGAGGAGCGGCUACGAGCAGCCGCAGGUCAGGUCUCCUCAGAGAAGCCGGCCGUCGAACCAUGACGCCAAGGAGCUUCACAUGUUCGUCUGGAGCUCAAGCGCUUCGCCGGCGUCGGAAGUCAGCGGACUACACGUGCUCGUCGGGCAGGAUUUCAACGGUACCGAGCAUAAAUCCGGCGGUGGCGAUCUUGGUGCUAAGGAGAUCCGCAUGUUGAUUCCAGACCACCACUCACCAAAUGGUGCACACAGAGAGCAUGAGGAUUUUGCCGUUGAGAAUUUCAGCUUUAAGCGAGGGUCGACGCCGGCGGAAGGAGAGGAAACAUUCUCCGUCCCCAGGGACGGACCGGUGUUCUGCAAACUGGGCUCCAACUCCGCGGCGGCGCUCCAUCCGACGCUGGAGGAGGAGGGUUCCAAGGCCAACAAGCAGAUGCCGCCUGCCAGCGUCAUGACCAGGCUCAUCCUGAUCAUGGUGUGGAGGAAACUCAUCCGCAAUCCAAACACUUACUCCAGUCUCAUUGGUGUUAUCUGGUCACUUAUUGCGUUUAGGUGGCACGUGUCAAUGCCUAAAAUAGUUGGAAAAUCCAUUUCCAUACUGUCAGACGCAGGUCUGGGGAUGGCCAUGUUCAGUUUGGGACUGUUCAUGGCUCUGCAACCGAGGAUCAUCGCCUGCGGAAACUCAGCGGCGGCAUUUGCCAUGGCCGUCAGGUUCCUCACUGGCCCUGCGGUAAUGGCCGCCGCCUCCAUGAUCGUUGGUCUCCGUGGUUCUCUACUUCACGUUGCCAUCGUUCAGGCUGCUCUUCCUCAAGGCAUCGUUCCUUUUGUGUUUGCUAAAGAAUACAAUGUUCAUCCAGCAAUCCUGAGUACAGCAGUCAUAUUCGGGAUGCUGAUUGCUUUACCAAUCACUCUCGUCUACUACAUACUCUUGGGGUUGUAAAGGAAUACUGGCAAGAAAAAAAAAAAGAAAAAGAAAAAGAGGAGGAAGAAGUAGAGAAAAAAAAGUUCCAGCAGGGAAGAGGGUAUGGGCUAUCGAAGAGGACGAACUAACACCGGCCGGCUUCCUUUUUUCCUUUUUGGAAGGGUGGAGAACUCUUCUUUCCUGCAAAGUUAUCGAAGCAACAUCAUCUCAGUGAGUUUUUUUCGUUUCUGGUCGCUGGGAACAAACAGAAGUGUUCUGAAAGUAGAUCCAUUGAUUGAGGUGUGAAACCAAAAAGGGACUUGAAAAAGAGAUUGAGAUGAAUGUUCACCAAAUUGUCAAACAGCAUGUAAUUUGUGGCUCAAACAGUAGAUAGAAAGGUGUUAAGCGAAGAAAAAUGCCCGGCCUUCUCUAUCUUUGGAUUGUAAAUGAAUCUAACUUCAUAUAUCAAUACUGAGGAUUGUCACGAUAGGAGACGGAGAAAAUUGUUUUGAGUUGUGCUAAUUGCUAAAUCAGCAUAAACAGAAAUAGUUACUUGAGUUAUUUGUAAAGAUCAUCUACAUAUAUAUCUAAUAUAUAUAUAUUGAAUAGUAA